AUGAAAGUAACAAAAAUUCUUAAAGACCUUUCUAUUAACCUCCAUUUUGCUCUUCCUCCGAGUAAUGCUUUAAUUAAGUUAACAAUUCAUGUAAAAAAAGAUCGUUUGUUACUUGAUGCCGUCAGGUGCUUUAUGAAUAAUAAUAAUAUACCAUGUUAUUUGGAAAAUUCCGUUCUUUCGGUUGUUGAAACUUUGAUCGAAGAAAGUUGGAGAAGAGAUAUAGAAAAGGCUUCUAAAAUUGAAGAUGAGAUGAAUGCUGAAAAGGUUCGAGAUGCAAUCGUAUCAAAAUAUAAAAAACAUACUGUACAAUAUAGUGAUGCCCCAGCUGAAGAUAUAUUCCCUAAAGCUUAUAACACUCUUGUUCACUCUCCUGUACCGUCAAUCUUUGAUACUCUUUUACAAUUGGAACAAAGUUAUAAUAAUGCUGUUAAGGAUCUGGUUACCUCUCAUAAAAUAGAAAUGGGUUGCAUGCGUGAAAGACAUCAAAAAGAAUUGGAACAUGUUGGUAUUGGUCCCAGUCAAAACGGUUUCUCUUAUAUGUCUGAAAGACAAACUGAAGACAUUGAAUAUAGCCAAGCCACCCUGGAAAGCGGACUCGAUGAAUUAAAAAAAUUUCAAAAACAAGAAUAUUGCGAAUUUGUUAUCAAACUUUAUAAUGCACAUCAACGUUGGAUAAUUGAACAUCAAUCAACUAUGGAUUCUAACUGGAUGUGCAGAAUUGAUGGAAAAGAAAUUGUUUCCGAAGUUAUCACAGAUAUGAAAAAGCAUUCUAAACAUCUAUCAAAUGAAAUUUUAAAACUUGAUCAAGGUAGUAGACCACGAAGUCGACAUGGCAGUAUUAGUUCAUUGACAGAU
This is a messenger RNA of Racocetra persica, 855 nucleotides long. The record is from the annotation of a GenBank genome assembly. NCBI's taxonomy places the organism in Eukaryota, Fungi, Glomeromycota, Glomeromycetes, Diversisporales, Gigasporaceae.